AUGUCUUCGCUCGGAAUGUUUCGUUUACUUGCCGGUCUCUUAGUGGCGCUGUCCGCUGGUGCCGAUGCAUAUUCCGAGGAGGAGGCCCAGGAGUAUUUAGAUAAUUAUAAUCCUCGCGCCCAGUUUUUUAUAUCAGAAUUUGCGCUGGCAGGGUGGGAUUAUUCAACUAAUAUAACUCAUCACAAUUUGGAAAUUGUGAUAUUUGUAACUGUUGGUGAGCAUGCUUUUGGGAGCAAUCUUAACUCUGUAGGUCAAACUGACUAUGAAUGCGUGGCUUUAUAUGAAGUUGAGGGUGAGGAGUAUGCCGAAUUUGCUGCAGUAGCAGCAGAAGAAGCAAAUAAGUUCACACCAUAUCUUAAUGAUUAUACGGAGCUCGUUGCUCGGGAACUAGAAUUUAUCACUGACAUCGGGGAUGCUAUACUAGAUGAUGAUGACUUCGCACACUCGUUGUUUUCUUUUAAUUUUCAACCAACAAAAGGUGACAUGUGGGGACGUUUCUGGAAUAAUUUGUACAGUAUUGUUGAACCAUACCCGAAUGGUACAAAUGUUGACGUCACAGAUGAAAUGAUACGACAGGUAGGUAAAAAGGCUCCAAUUGUAUUCCAUGGAUACCCGGAUUAUGGUGCUUAUUGGAGAGCUAAUUACGAAGAUGAAAAUCUAGAGGAAGACAUGUGGCAUAUGUACGCAGACAUAAAACCAUUAUACGAGAAACUCCAUGCAUAUGUACGAUAUCGAUUGAAAGAGGUGUAUGGUGAUAAGAUAAACCUUGAUAAAGGAUGUCUACCAGCUAAUGUAUUAGGUGACAUGUGGGGACGUUUCUGGAAUAAUUUAUACAGUAUUGUUGAACCAUACCCGAAUGGUACAAAUGUUGACGUCACAGAUGAAAUGAUACGACAGAACUACACAGUCGACAGAAUGUUUCGUAUGGCGGAUGAUUUCUUCAUAUCAAUGGGAAUGAUUGAAGCGCCCCCAGAGUUCUGGGCAGAAUCCAUGUUCGUCAAACCAACUGACAGAUUAGUAGAGUGCCAUGCGACUGCCUGGGACUUCUAUAAUCAAAUCGACUUCAGAAUACGCAUGUGUACAGAGGUCAACAUGGACGACUUUAUGACAAUACAUCAUGAAAUGGGACAUAUUCAGUACUACUUACAGUACAAACAUCAACCGGUUGAGUUUCGUGAUGGUGCUAAUGAGGGUUUUCACGAGGCUGUAGGCGAGGUCAUCGCUAUGUCUGCCGCUACUACACAACAUCUUUACACGAUUGGUUUAUUGCACGAAAACCCGGAUGACUAUGCAUCGGACAUCAAUUUCCUGAUGAAGCAAUCUCUGACAAUGGUUGCUACAUUACCAUUUUCCAUCGCGUUAGAGAAAUGGCGUUGGGAGGUAUUUCGUUAUAAUAUACCGUACGAAGAUUGGAUGAAAAAAUGGUGGGAGAUAAAGUAG
This is a messenger RNA of Saccoglossus kowalevskii, 1440 nucleotides long. Its product is annotated as angiotensin-converting enzyme 2-like. Gene Ontology annotation, molecular function: metallopeptidase activity; peptidyl-dipeptidase activity. The record is from RefSeq and is a predicted model, not a curated record. Gene Ontology annotation, cellular component: plasma membrane. Gene Ontology annotation, biological process: proteolysis. NCBI's taxonomy places the organism in Eukaryota, Metazoa, Hemichordata, Enteropneusta, Harrimaniidae.